Messenger RNA from Orussus abietinus, 10540 nucleotides. RefSeq names its product KICSTOR complex protein SZT2. The record is from RefSeq and is a predicted model, not a curated record. The transcript is spliced from 26 exons. Gene Ontology annotation, cellular component: peroxisome. Bases 420 to 10454 code for a protein of 3344 amino acids. NCBI's taxonomy places the organism in Eukaryota, Metazoa, Arthropoda, Insecta, Hymenoptera, Orussidae.
UUUCCAAUUACCUUUGGUCUCACACGUGUGUCACAUGUGUAUCAAUAUUGAUAGUCCAUCCGUGUUAUUUAUAAAUUAUCACAAGCAUGAUUUACCAUGACUUGCUUGUCGAACGCAUACAUUGGAUGCUGUAAAACUUCACCCUUUCGCAACUUCUAAACGACGCGAUUCGAAAGGGUUAUGCUGAUCGUAAGAGUGCUUUGUGAAGCUGACAAUGUGAAUUAAACCAACGAUGUGACCCAGCGUGAACUUUGGCUUUGAGAGAUAAGGGCACUUUGAAUUUUAUCUUGCAUUAUAACGAUGCAGACUUUCGUUUGAAAGCACAGUGCGGAAAACGUCAGUAGUUGCUUUAAUUGAAGUAACUCCAAGUGUCGGAUGGAAAAUGAUGUACUUAAAAAUUGUUUAACAUAAAUGACAUCAUGGAGGUUACCUCUGAAAAUGAGGUAGAUCGUUGCGAUGAAUUAGAUGAAAAGGAACUAUUAGAAGCUGAUGUAAUUUAUUUGUUGAUGAAGAAGGGUUUUCCCAUAUCUCGAAAUGUGAGAGCCCAGUGGAUGCUCGAACAUUUGGAUACGAUUGUAACGAUACAACAUCCAUCGAUUGAAAAUGAGGAAACACCAGAACUUGAAAUCGCUUCGAUUAUACCAAAAGAUUAUUCAUCCUCUUGGAGUCCAAAAAAUAAUUACCAGUACAAUUAUAAAGUUACCUCUUCGACAACGAUAAUAUUUCUUGCAUAUAAGUACAGAAUGGUUUUUAGCCUGGAUAUGGGUCCAUCUUUAGCUACUAUUGACAUUCAACAUGGGGAAGUUGUAAUAGAUGAAGUGUACCUGUCCAUCAAAAGAUGCCUCAAAAGUAUAACAAGGCCAUUCACGAUACCAGGAAGUGAUAGAAUAAUGCAACCAGAAAUUUAUGUGACUGUGAUAGCUCACACUCCAUUUUUUACUAACCCAGCUCAACAAGUACUUGUACAAGGAUGGUUAGUCACUGCUGAUAAUGUUGCUUAUCUAUUGCAAUUUAUUGAACAACAAUUGAGUUGCUUAGAAGAAAAAGUAGCACUGGCAACAAAUAUUGCAAAUCAGCAGUUAGAAACAUUGAGAGCGGAAAGCGAGCAAUUAGUUGGAGGAUUGUUCGAGGAAGGUGGAACCUGUUUUGGUACAAAUAAUAGCAGCUCAAUAGCUAACAUCUGUAUGGUGUCUCCUGAAUCCAGUUUUGUUAAUAUGUUGCGAUAUGGAAUGUUGGCUCUCGCUCUUCUACCGGAGCACAGCUGUGCUCAUUUAGUAGUGAUAACCGAUGGUAUAGUAGGAGUUGCAGAUGUCCACGUUCUAGACUCUGUUGUGCAACAAUUACGAGCAACAACAGUAGCAUGUAGUUUUCUUCAUGUAGGCAGUACUUAUCAUCCACAUUGUGCAGAAGGAUUGGUACCAUAUCAGGACUUAUUACGUUUCCUAGCAGCAGCGACUUUGGGUAGUUACAUGACCUAUGUUUCACGAGAUAUAACAGCUUGUGGAACAGAGAUGAACAUUUACCACAAAAGUUUCCUGUGUUGGCAACUGUAUCGUUCAGAAUCUAAUGAUUCAUUAAACACUGAAGAAUUCACUCAUGAAUGGAUAUCGGAGAAUUUUUUAUUCCAAGGACACCAGACUCCAUAUCUUCUGCGAAAGAAACAAGUCGAUGACAAAGUUACUUGUACCUUAAGUAAUUUGUUAUGCUGUCGCCUGAGAGAGGGCUAUCUUAUAAAGAAAGCUUCAUUACGUGAAGGAUCUCUUGAACUAUGCUUUGUCUUGUACUGGAUGUCCCACGUUUUCUUGGAAUAUUUGGUGUCUUGUCCUUGGCCUUUAAAAUCACUAGCAGCAUCUACAAUAAUUCAGUACGUCGUGACUAUUGAAGCACCAUAUGAAUUUUUACACGAUAUAACUUGUUUAUCCAAGAAGCCACUAAAGUCACAGUAUCGACAGGGUGUAGUGUCUCGAUUCUGGGCUGCUCUGUCAUCAUUAACUGAGAGUGAUAACAUGUUAGCACAUUUUAGUUGGUUUCCUGGUUCAGGAUGGUCUUGGUAUAGUGUACCUGAUACUGUCAGAAAUGGCAUGCCUGUCUUUUAUUUGCCAACAUAUCCAUCGGCUCACACAGUGCAACUUAGUGACGCAGCCUGUCCUCAAUUUGGACAAAUAUGGCAACCUGUUGUUUCAAUGGAUCCACAUCAGUGGGCUCGAUGGAUGCAUACUCAAAGAAUUACAUUAAUAUUAUCUCACGAUAAGCCUUUACCAAGGCAUUUGCAUCGAGCUAAUCAGAGUGGUCGUUUUCAAUGCAUUCAGUGUCGACAGGCAGCAGCAGCAUUAUAUGCAAUGUUGAAAAAUUGGGCAACAUUUGUGCUGGUAGAAAAUCACACUUACGUGCAAUUCAUUUAUAGAGAAGUUGACAAACCCCCAGUCUCCUUUUCGCUUAUUCGGAUUAACUGUAAGGCUCUCUGUGUCGUACUCCAUAUUGCAUUCGCUGGAGGUACCGAAGGUGCAGUACGGCACAAUGUGGUCAUAGACCUUUUGGAGAGGUUAUCGAAAUUGACCUUACCCAGCAGACCAACGGAACAAAGAGAAACACCGUGUUGCAUAAUUGUCCAUAAAGCUUUGGAGAAAGUUCUAAUCAGAUAUGAACGUAUGCCAAAUGACUUGAGCACCGUAGUCUUUCCCGAUGGAACUCAACCCGUUGCAGUCAGAACUCCUCCGUUACCAGGUGGUAGCUUAACGACAACAUUGUCGAGGUAUCUUUAUCACAGCCGAUGGCUAUGGCUCGUAAGGAGACCCUUCGUACAGUCUACACCUGGAAUUACGCUACCUAGAUUGAACAUCACCGCUAUAGCCAGAAUUCUUUCGACUAUUACAAAGAUACGUCUGGCAGAAGGUUUUAACUUCGCUUACUCCGCAGCAGGAAUAAUAAAUAUGGUGCUGGAGGUACAAAUGCAAGGACUUGGAAGUGAUACCCCAUCACACCCUUGUAUCAUUCAGUAUAUCUUGUUUCCACCGCAUACAAUUGCUAAUCCAACUUUGGAACAAGAUAGCGGCUCAGAUGAUGACACUGACGAAGGUACAGCUGAUGGAGAAGGGUAUACCGAGGACAACGAAAGCUCUGGUGAUUUUCAAAUUGUCACCGAAGCUUGGAUCGAACCUCAAUGUGGUCGAGUUGUUAUACCUUCUCAUCAGAGUGCAGCCUAUAUGAACGCUCUACAAUAUUAUCAGUUACCGGAUGCUAUCGCUCAAAUAGACGAGGAAUGCAUCAAUGCUCUCCUGACGCUAGAAUAUCUUAGCCUCUUGAGCCAGGAAGUGUCAAACGAGAAGAACAAUAUUCUUUCAGGGCAACAAUGUUCUGGUAUACAAAUGAAUCCAGGAAAUGGCGGAACCGUGGGAAGAUCUAUAAAGCGACCGGCAUCAACUGAUUUUUGUGACGGACCGCCAGAUACAGACGAGAGGAUUCAUUCCGUGCUUUUUGCGUUUGAUACUUUAAAUAUAUUGUCAAAAUGUCAACAGGCGGAGCUUUUGUUCUCCAUGUUUGCCGACGGCGCAGGCUACGUCGAUGAUGGAAGGGAGAGUGCCAAUCGUGUUUUAAUAGAAGGACUGAUAGAACAUUUAAAGCGUAUACAUAAUAAUGAACUGAUUUUUACACCGACUGAUUCCCAAAGAUUUACGGAAAUGCUUAAACACAGACUGCGCGAUCAGGGAGCAGCGCCUGUAUUUUUGUCGCGGACAGGCACGGAGGAGCAAAUCGAGGAGGCAAAUUCUGGCCCUCAGUGGAGGUGUUUCGUUAAGGGUAUCAGUGUGACCCACGUGAUAAUAACUAUACUACCUGCAACUGAAAAAGACGUAAGGCUGAUAGUGUUUCCCGAUGAUGGGAACAAAGGUGGAUUUAACGAUAUUCAUUGUACCACUCAAUGCGAGUCGUUAACAUCUAAUCCCGACUUUGGAGAGAGGAAUCUGACACCCGUUCCUUCCAUGAGAAGUCCUAAGGAAUCGGAAUCCUUACUUACUCUACACGUCGGGGACAUUGAAUCGAAUAUUUCGAGCCGAAGCACCACUGCACAAAGUACACCUAAACUCGACGUUCAUCGAAAUGUAGCCGCUAGUAAAGGAUCCAAGCAUGGAUCGAUCUUGCCAGUGUACGUGUAUGAUUGUUCUCUAGCAUUGUUGAUAGAUGUUCUGGUCGACAAGCUUCCAUCGCCUCGGGCGAAGGACAUCUACCAGGAUCACACCUUCAGGAUGGGAGAGCAAUUAGGGGAGGAGUUCAUUAAUUUGAAACCUGGCGGUGACACCAAACCCUCUUCUCCUGAGCCGAAAAGCGAAGACUCCGAUAACGCUUUCAAUGAUCAAAGAAGUUUGAUGGAACAUUGUAAGCUUCUCAACUUGGCACAUUGUCACAGUUAUGUGGUAGCUGUGUACAAGUCCUUGGCUCUUCAACUACCUUUGAGCUAUGAAGACAUGGAAGCUACGGUGGACCAAUGCGAGGAGUCGAUGAUUGAGAUCAACAUCACGAAUUAUUUACGUUCAGUUUGCAGACAUCUGAGCUGCUCCAAAAAUAAUUCGGGAAACUAUUUAGACAGACCGGCGUGCAGCAAUAUUCAACCCUUGCAUAAUUUAAUUAAGAACAAAUUCGAACGAAUCAUUACUGUUGCAUUUCGCCCGGUACCGGCACAUCCGGAAUUCUAUUACUGUUCUCCUUCCUGGAGCUCGGAGAGACUGGAACAAAGGUGUUCGCAGAGAUCAGAUAGCGAUGACGAAUUAGGUUUCACCUUCCAUUCGGAUAUUCUUGACUGCAAAAUGGACGGAAUAAUUGGGAAAGUCAAUCAGGUAUCGAAUGCGACAUGGCCAAGCACUACUCAUCACGACGGGGUAAAACUUUCAAGUUUCGCCUCCACGGAAUCCCUUAGUUGCGAUUUACAAGAUGACGGUAGCUCCUACAAAGAGCAGCCACUCUUCCUGCAAUUGAGUUGUUCCAUUCAUUACCGAUCCAGUCUCUCGAGUACCCCGGUCAAACUUUUACCGACUUGCCUCAUGGAAAUAAUUGAAAAUUCAGAAGAAAUGUACGAUCGGGAUUGGUCUGAUCUGAAAGUCACGUUAGACAUUAUUUGCUUGAACCUUCCGAAGGAAGUACUCGAGGUCAGCACGGAUACGCACCCAGGAUUAAGGACGACUUCUUAUUGCAGUGCUUCUCCAUUGGGUAGCACUAGAACGGAAAGUGAAGGCAGUCCAGGUAACGAUACCCAGCUAUCAGAGACCGAACCCAUUUUUGAAAAGAUACCGCAUCUUUCUCUUUAUCAACGCAAUGCUGUGAAUAAUUUGAACGAAGAAAUCGAAUGGCUGUUAAAGGACGAAACCGCUACAGCCUUGUUAGAUCAGUCAAUUGUCACCGAGGAGACCCUGAGAUUCGUGGCUCGUCAUGUGUCCGAAUCGAAUAAUCGCUCUAGUUGUUUUAAGGACAAAGUGCCAUUUCGCUUUGUCUUUUCCUCGGAGAAUAGCGUCCCAAAGUUCUUGGAUGAGUUGAAGAAACUUAAAAUCGAUCGGUACUGUAUUAAAGAAGAGGGAAGUCUGUUUUAUUUUGUGAAGAACGAAGAAAAGGUCUCCAGUAGUUUGGAAGUCGAGACUUCGAAGAAGGAUUCGGUGGAACACGACGUUGAGGAAGAUGACGUCCUUUUAAACGAUGAAGAUCAAGAAGAGAACCAAGACGUUAAAAGCAAAAUUAGCGGACAAGACUCAAGCGAUCCACCUGGCUGUUAUUCCGAGAUAUCCAGUUUGGGCGAUGGCCAAGCUGGCACCGACGAUGGUUACGAGGGUGAUAGCAGCGAUUCCGAGGAUGACUGUCAUUGGCUGACAGAAUUGGACAACCGAAGGAACCUAGUCCCGAAUUUCUGGCUGAUCUUGGAAAUCGAUAGUAACAAAGUCAACAUCUAUUUUCAUUGCAGGUUUUUGGAUCUAGCCUCCCCAGAAGUUGAUCGAUACAGACAAGUACAGAAGACAGUUAUCUCCCAGAUCAAAGGAAUAUGUCGUCGAGUCAAUCAAUACCUUUUACUUCAAAGUCUACACGAUACUCGCAUGUGCGAUCCGCUGCUCGAGCCCGAAUCUAGCGACGACUACAACUGGAGAGUAGAGUCCACCGAGUCUAGUGGGUCCGUUCCUAAUCAGAACUCCACCUCGAGUAUGACCCCUGGACAGUUCAGGUGUCCAGUUGUUUGGGAAUAUCCCUUUUGCCUGCAUCCUAGACUCAAAACCGGCCCAGGGAGGUCCGGUCUAUCUCGCGGAAUCAAGGCAUUGCAUGGCGUUCUGAACAGGUUCUCCGUGAACAAUCGGAGCAACCUGUUCGUCUACCUGGAGAACAACGAAAAUGUAUUCUAUUUGAGGCUCCACGAGCAGACAAGCGACGGCAAACCCUUGCAGAACAAGUUAUCGGAAAGCGACGAACGACUCGUGGUUUCCCGCAGCAACAGCGUGGCUUCUCUUGCACAGACCAGAGGACGAAAUUCGACUAACGACCAGCUUUCUGCAAACGAUACAAGACCCAGAGUGCGCUCCUUUGGCGAAAAAGAGAGCGACGUUCUGGGCAAGUCUGGAGAUUCCAUUGUACUGAUGGUACAUGGCAUCUCAGAGACUGGACCAGAAGUCCGGUACGAGUUAGUUCAGGUUUUACAGAAUAGGCUGGACGAUGCCGUUCUGGAGGUGCUAUCGGUAAUGCUGGCGAGGAAUCCAAUGUGUAAAUUAACUCCUACUGAUGUACAUUUUAUUCAAAAGCCUUAUCGAUCUCCUGAAAGCGUGGUACAGCUCUCGGUGCAGCCUCACUGUUUAACUCAUAUGCACGCCUUUGGACACUACUUGAGGCAGAAUAUCUUGCAAUUUCUGUACAUUCCUAAGUACACCGAUGCGAGAGCGCAUUAUCACUUUCAAGAUUAUUCCCAGCCUGAAGGCUCCAGCAAGAGAGUGGCGGAAUCGGACAUUUAUUUGUACAAUCAAAGCCACUCCAGUGGUAGCAGAGGAGUUGCUUGCAUUGCUCUAGCAGUUGUGAGUUCCCAGGUUGGAAACAUUACCGUCAACGAUUCUCCUACCGCUGGAACGCUUCCUCUCCCUUUCUUAGAAAUUGGUGAUUUUGAAAAGUUGGUGUCAUCCUCGGUAUACUCUGGCAAGGAGCAUCCCGAAGAACCGGUCCCGGAAGUGCUAAUUGAAUUCAGAAUUUGGAAACAGGGCAGAGUCAAUCUAGAGUCCCUAGUGCAGAAAUUAUGUGCUGCCGUUAAACAUGCGACGUGGGAUUUACUUACGGAAUAUUACUUUCUACCGACAGUACUUAUGGAGCCGUUUUCCGUUCAUUCUGGGGACGAUAUCGUGGCUGAAAAUAAGGCGAAUAAGGAAACUCAGACUCCUACGAAGGUUCCACAGUCUAGCUGUAAAGUUAAUGAGAAUAUUGUCAUCGGGACCUACGAAUCUGGCGAAGAAGGGAAACUACACAAAGUAUAUCAUACUACUUUGCCAUAUUGGUUUCAAUUUGCAUUAGAGAUUGGAGUUCCUGCUAUCAAGAAGCACGUUGUCAUGCUGCAAAGGAAACAUCCUCUUCCCACGAUGGUCAAGGAGCUUCAGAAUCUUAUCCGAGGCUAUGCAUCCGAUACGAACACGAGGACUUUUGUACUUCACGAUCAGCAGCUUCUCAAGCCUGAAGUGACCAAGUCGAAGGUGUUGAAAAUUCCCAGUAAUUUGGAAAAUAAUGAGAACGUUAUUUCCACUUGUGGACAACGAGAAGACGAAGACCUUCCUAUUUAUGUUCCGUGGGACUUUUAUAGAGAAGAUCAUAGUACUCACAAGAACAGCAUUUUAGUUGGGAGAAAUUUUCAGCAAUGGAAAGCUUCGUUCAGCAAGACCGUUGAGCCUGAAUUGCUGCAACCUAAGGAUCAGAAAGUGCUGCAGAGAUUUAAUCCCUUGAUACUGGAAUCCAGUUUCGUGCCGAGACAGCGAUUGCUGCUUGCCAAGAUGCAGUGCGACAACAUCGUUCUCUACAUUUACAACUGGUCGAAGGAGAGGUCCGAGAAACUCAUAAAACAAACUACCAUUCUCGGUACGUGGCUCUCCUCAAGGUCCAUUCUGUUAUCGAACAUCAUCAUGCAGAAAAUGGGCAUAACGCAUCAUCAACCGUUACGAAACUAUCAGCAGAGCGAACAGGCGAGCUUUCAGUACUAUCCCAUCACCGACAUGGAAACCUUAACGAGGUUUCCUCAGGCUCUUCAGGCCGACAAGGAUUGGCCUCACUCGGCCAACCGACCUCAAGUCGGUAAGGUUACAUCUUUAACAUGGGACGACAUGAUCGGACAUCUGAUCCGCGAUGCAAAGCCUCAUCAUCCUCCCAACAUCUCCGAUCCUGUCGUCAAAGCCGUUUACGACUUGCAAGAAUUAUGUCGUCGGGAGAAGAAAUCAAAAGAGGACUUGAAGAGACUAAACGCUAUGUGGCAGACUCGCGGAACGGCUCCGAACAUCCCAGUCUCCCUGACAACUUUGAAUACAUUCAAACAACAUUCUCGCCUCAUUCAUUAUUGUCACACGCCACUUUUAUUUCUCCCCACGUGGCGUUUAGAGUCUGCAGCUACGAGAGAUCAUUCUUUGACACCUCCGCCUUCAAUUUUGCCCAGUUUCAUUCCCGAAUCUACGCAAGCCGUUCAGGGAAAAAGUACUCCUGGAAAAUCUGGGAAACGUAGCGUUAAUGCGGUCUCAGAGUGGCAUCAGGAAUUGUGCGAUUUGAUGCUCGAAGAGUACAAACAGUACCUGCAGAUUUUAGGUUUCAAUCCGAUACAAGUGGAAACGCCGAAGAAAUCAGAUGGAGAACCAACGGAGAGUCAGAAAGGUUCAUGCUAUCUGCAGAAAUCCAUGUUAGGUGGAGUUUUGUUGUUCGAAGUCCACCUAGCGCAGCCAUUCUUCGUGGUUAAACUUAGAGUCAUCGAAUGCAGUCGUCUUCAAACCAAAGCUAGUAGUGCUCUUACAAAUCAGUUUACGUUGAGUUUCGUGGAUGCCUGCGACAAGAUCAAGACUAACAUGCACUUGCACUCGUUUACGUACGACUUUCAUCUGCGAUGCAUUCAUUCUUACAUCGCUGGAACUGGUCAGUGGUCUUUACAGCAAGGUUAUCAUCUUACCCACUUUCUCGACGACUUUAACAAAUAUUAUAGCAAAGCUCCAAACUACGCCAGAAAUCUCGUCUACAGUGACACCGUGACUGUCGGCAACCUGACUACACCUGCUCGAAUUCUGUAUUCGUACUUACUCUCUCACGAGAAGACAUACGGCAUGCAAGUAUUGGGAAUGUCUCCCGAUUCGCAGGACACUCAGGAUGUAGAUUACGUGCUGGUGAGACUACAAAGUACUCCUUUGGUCAGCUAUCGAGAUGCGCAAGACAUGAAACAUACGGACGACUUCGACGUCACCCUGAUAGUCUCCAGGAUAGAACAACCAGCGCAGACUGAAAAAACAGAGAUCACUCUGAAAUACUACCUGAUGUUAACCAGUAAACGCGAGUUAUAUCCGAAAAGAGACGUGGAAAAUAAGCUGGGGAAAUUCCGCACGGUAUAUAGCGUCGCAAAAUCGUCCGCAACCAGUUCUCACGCGGAAAGUCCCUCAGGGUCGAGUCCAGUUUCACCAGUACCUCCAUUCCUGCAAAGACCCACAAAGAUCGAGACGAUCGAAAGCUCGGGUGAAUUUAACGAAGAUAGCACACCGGAGAAGAACCAGGAAGAGAUUAAGGAAGAGGAUAGCACAGAUAUGAACGAUUCUCUGCCACCGACUCCUCCUCCCGUCCCCAAUUCACCGUUAACUCAGAAUCCUGGUGUCCUUAAUGCCGCUUCUUCGUCGUCCUCGUCCACCCAUCUCCUACAAAUUCGCCAGGAAUCGGUAAACUAUCUUGGCUACUACUCCUCUCAUGAACAGUUGAUGCAUCAGAUGAUGAUGUCGCAGGCAUACGCGGCUCGCGAGCACAUUGUUAACAUGGUAGAACGAGGAGCGCUUCAUUGUAAGACUCAUCUUCUUUGGAACAAGCUCCUGGAGAACAAAUCUACGAUGAGCUAUGCAGAGUUUAUGGAACUGCGAUCGCUGGCUCGAGUCGAGCCUUUGUCGAGUUUGGAUCAGAGACUGAGUCCUUUAAUUAGUCAACCAGUGGUUUGGUAUCAGACCUUGUCGAAAGUUUUGCAGAACAAGUAUCAGGAACAUCAUAAACAGUUCAGCACUCCGGACGGAAACGUUACUCAUCAUCUCAUUCUACAUCCGAGUUAUCUUCAGGCUUUUAUGCUGCUGACUGUUGAUCUACAUACGUCGAGGGGCGAAUUAUAUGCCGUGUACCGAAAGCCAGCGGAAGUCGUCGAUUCUCCAGUCAACACUGCAGAUAUUUACAGUCUUGUUGAAGGUUUCGUCAAUGCCUGCUGUUUCCAUCUUUGGAUGGGUCUAUAUAAUCAAUAGUUAAAUUUCUCUGGAUCUUCUUAGGAUGUUAACUUAUUCUUCGAGGUUGUCAUAAACUGUCUGUAAUCGCGGCGAACUUUGCAAAA